AUUAGACUCGUAACCAAUCAGCCCAUUAGUUUCAGUUCUUCCUGAGACUCCACCGAUCCUCUCUUCAUCUCCACCCGACCUCCACCCGACUAUGUUUCCGCCGGCGGCUCGCCUCGCGACGAAACGCCUUCUUGGCUUUCGUCAAGUUUUCCUUCAAUCUCCUGCAGUCUCCGCCGCCGCAGCUGCUGGAACCUCCAGAUCCUACUCUACUGCUCUAAAUUAUCAUAUUGACUCCCCCGAUAACAACCCUAAUGCACUAUGGGAGUUCAGCGCAUCCAAUCUGGAUAGGGUCAAAGAUAUACUUUCUCACUAUCCUUCAAACUACAAGCAAUCUGCUGUCAUUCCUUUAUUGGAUCUUGCGCAGCAGCAGCAUGGUGGAUGGAUUCCUGUUUCUGCAAUGAAUGAGAUUGCAAGGAUAGUUGAAGUUGCUCCAAUUCGUGUUUAUGAAGUUGCUACAUUUUAUUCAAUGUUCAACCGGAUGAAGGUUGGUAAAUAUCAUCUUUUGGUUUGUGGCACAACACCAUGCAUGAUACGUGGAUCACGUGACAUAGAAGAAACUUUGCUAAAACACCUUGGAGUGAAGCGUAAUGAGGUUACUAAGGAUGGCUUGUUUUCUGUUGGAGAAAUGGAAUGCAUGGGUUGCUGUGUAAACGCGCCGAUGAUUGCUGUGGCUGACUACUCCAAAGGAUCUGAAGGAUACACAUAUAAUUAUUACGAAGACCUCACUCCCAAGCGAGUUGUAGAGAUUGUGGAGAUGCUGAGGAGAGGAGAAACACCUCCAGUUGGUACACAAAACCCAAAUCGCAUCAGAGGUGGACCUGAAGGUGGCAAUAUCACCUUGCUUGGUGAACCAAAACCUCCACCAUGCAGAGAUCUGGAUGCUUGCUGAUUGUUCUUCCCUUUUAUUUAGCUGCCAAUCAUAAGAGAGGAAGAUAGAGAACGAGAUUCCUCGUUAACCUUGUUCAGGCUGUUAAGUUUCGCCUUCCUCUAUUUCAGAAGUUAUUUUACGACAUUCUACUGGUUUACAGGGUACUUGACAGUCUGCCUGCAUUGUAAUCUUUGUACCAUGUGAGUUUGAUAUUCCCAUGAUAGGCAGAAUUAUAAAUUUUAAUGAAAUGGGGGUUUGCUAUUA
This is a messenger RNA of Phalaenopsis equestris, 1132 nucleotides long. RefSeq names its product NADH dehydrogenase [ubiquinone] flavoprotein 2, mitochondrial. Gene Ontology annotation, biological process: mitochondrial electron transport, NADH to ubiquinone. Bases 92 to 889 code for a protein of 265 amino acids. Gene Ontology annotation, molecular function: NADH dehydrogenase activity. The record is from RefSeq and is a predicted model, not a curated record. The transcript has 10 exons. Lineage: Eukaryota; Viridiplantae; Streptophyta; Magnoliopsida; Asparagales; Orchidaceae.